Molecule: messenger RNA, 1368 nt
Organism: Procambarus clarkii (red swamp crayfish)
Lineage: Eukaryota; Metazoa; Arthropoda; Malacostraca; Decapoda; Cambaridae
Source: RefSeq, a predicted model, not a curated record
AUGAAGAACCAGCCGGCCAACACCAAGCAGAACCAGCCGGCCAACACCAAGCAGAACCAGCCGGCCAACACCAAGCAGAACCAGCCGGCCAACACCAAGCAGAACCAGCCGGCCAACACCAAGCAGAACCAGCCGGCCAACACCAAGCAGGACCAGCCGGCCAACACCAAGCAGGACCAGCCGGCCAACACCAAGCAGGACCAGCCGGCCAACAUCAAGCAGAACCACCCGGCCAACAUCAAGCAGGACCAGCCGGCCAACAUCAAGCAGGACCAGCCGGCCAACAUCAUGAAGACCAGCCGGCCAACACCAAGACCAGCCGCCAACACCAAGCAGAACCAGCCGGCCAACACCAAGCAGAACCAGCCGGCCAACACCAAGCAGAACCAGCCGGCCAACACCAAGAAGAACCAGCCGGCCAACAUCAAGCAGGACCAGCCGGCCAACACCAAGCAGAACCAGCCGGCCAACACCAAGCAGGACCAGCCGGCCAACACCAAGCAGAACCAGCCGGCCAACACCAAGCAGGACCAGCCGGCCAACACCAAGCAGAACCAGCCGGCCAACAUCAAGCAGGACCAGCCGGCCAACACCAAGCAGAACCAGCCGGCCAACACCAAGCAGAACCAGCCGGCCAACACCAAGCAGGACCAGCCGGCCAACAUCAUGAAGAACCAGCCGGCCAACACCAUGAAGAACCAGCCGGCCAACACCAAGCAGAACCAGCCGGCCAACAUCAAGCAGAACCAGCCGGCCAACACCAAGCAGAACCAGCCGGCCAACACCAAGCAGAACCAGCCGGCCAACAUCAAGCAGAACCAGCCGGCCAACACCAAGCAGAACCAGCCGGCCAACAUCAAGCAGAACCAGCCGGCCAACAUCAAGCAGAACCAGCCGGCCAACACCAAGCAGGACCAGCCGGCCAACACCAAGCAGAACCAGCCGGCCAACAUCAAGAAGAACCAGCCGGCCAACACCAAGCAGAACCAGCCGGCCAACACCAAGAAGAACCAGCCGGCCAACACCAAGCAGAACCAGCCGGCCAACACCAAGCAGAACCAGCCGUCCAACACCAAGCAGAACCAGCCGGCCAACACCAAGCAGAACCAGCCGGCCAACACCAAGCAGAACCAGCCGGCCAACACCAAGAAGAACCAGCCGGCCAACACCAUGAAGAACCAGCCGGCCAACACCAAGCAGAACCAGCCGGCCAACACCAUGAAGAACCAGCCGGCCAACACCAAGCAGAACCAGCCGGCCAACAUCAAGAAGAACCAGCCGGCCAACACCAAGCAGAACCAGCCGGCCAACAUCCGCGGAACACCUCCUCCUGCUGCGGCCCACCUGACGCCUGACCUCCAAACGUGA